Haemonchus placei is the source of this 810-nucleotide messenger RNA. The record is from the annotation of a GenBank genome assembly. NCBI's taxonomy places the organism in Eukaryota, Metazoa, Nematoda, Chromadorea, Rhabditida, Trichostrongylidae.
UUGUUUAGUUCAUCAGGUACAGGAGUGAGAGCAAUGGAGCCGGAUCUUGGGCCUCCUAUUCCGCCAGCGGUGGAGGAUUAUGUCAUACCUGAAGAGUCGUCGUUGUUAGGUCCUUGCGAAGGAGUUCAGAUCGAGCCAUCGAGUGAAUUUGUCACGCCACUUUCGCCAACGAAACGAUUCGGUGCUCGUAUUGCGGAAGAUUCAAUGGUUCCGCCCGAGUCCCCGGACAUGAAGUUCGCCCGGGAUCGGCUCGGUACCUUACUGACGUCCAUGAGGCAAGGUGAAACUCCCUGGCUGAAUCCGCUGGACAAAAAACCAACAGUUGAAACGAGUGAGUUCCGAAGAGGACCAGGUCGUCCAAGGAAGGUACAGAAUAAAGACAAACAAGUAGUGUUCGAAUUACGUGGGAAGCCAUUCGGUCUUCGCGAUGGUCAAACAGAAUCAAUGUAUCAGCUAUGCAGAGCAUGGAUGCGCGGUAAAUCCACUGAACCAUGCGAACCACAAAAACCUGCACCGCCUCCUGGUGAUACAUCUUUGGAUCUUCUUGUAAUGCGUGACAUCGUGGCGCUCCCCCGAGCUCGCUCUCCAUAUCCAGAACCAAAUGCGUGGCCCAAUAAAGAUGCAAUAGACAAACUUGAUGCUACGGUGGAUCCAGAAGACGUUGACGCUUUACGUGACGAAUAUGCGAGGCACUGGAAGCAAGUUAAGAACGGGUGGCGAGCUCAUACACGACGACGUGCUCAACGGUACCACAGGAGUAUUCGUCUCCUGGAGACAGUUUACCACAUUAACCAAGAAAAUGUUGCUUAA